Messenger RNA from Galendromus occidentalis (western predatory mite), 2154 nucleotides. RefSeq names its product sushi, von Willebrand factor type A, EGF and pentraxin domain-containing protein 1. The transcript has 9 exons. The record is from RefSeq and is a predicted model, not a curated record. The coding region runs from base 47 to 1822 and encodes 591 amino acids. Lineage: Eukaryota; Metazoa; Arthropoda; Arachnida; Mesostigmata; Phytoseiidae.
GAUUCCCCGUCGACUGCUCGGCUGACGGCCCGCAAGAUCUGCAGAAAUGUCAAAAAUCGAGCUAUUAUGCGUGUUGUCAGCGAUUUCUUUCACAUUGGUGUCAAGCUGUGGUUUCCCGGGAAGUCCAGCGCAUGCGAAACUCCUCACAACUGAUGAUCGAUUCAUGGAAGGCACCGUCGUUACGUUCGAAUGCGACCCUGGUUACCAGCUGCUCGGGCGCUCGAUGCUGCGGUGUGUCAACUCCGAAUGGGACUCCCCGGGACUACCUUUUUGUGUUCGCGAGAUAGCGUUUUCCAAACCGUCCGGGAUGUCCUCUCGGAGCGAAACAGCAGCACUUGCAGCCGACGAUCAAGUUUCUACUUGUGCUGAGACGAGCUUCAGGAGAGAACAUAGCUGGUGGGUCGAUCUCAUCGAAACCAGCUCAAUCCACAUCGUCGAAGUUCACUACGGAUCAGAGAUGAAAAAUCUAACGGUUGACAUAACGGUCAAUGAUCCAAAAUCGAACUCGAGUUCGCGAUGCGUCCGCCGUACCGACCUUGUCACCCACCUCACAUCGGCGCACUAUUUCAUUUGCAAUCAGACGGCAUUUGGCAGGAAUCUCUCGCUCAGCAUAUCGGCCGAAGAAAAAUUCACUCUAAAGCUAUGUGAAGUCAGAGUCUACUCGCAAAGUGUGCUCUCGCCGCAGGACGCUUGUGGAAUCGGGAACAAAGGGAAAAUCGAAAGCCUCAAGGGUCGAUGUUUCGAAGUGACCCCCUCUGAGGCCUCUUUCGUCGAAGCCAAUGACUUUUGUGCAUCGCAAGGAGGCAUGCUGUGGAGCGGCGAUCAGUCAGAAUUCGUCUCAUGGAUGAUGUUGGUUCAUAAUCUGGACAGUGUUUGGUAUGGAGAUAAGGAAGUCAUAGGGAAAAAAUCCUCCGCGCCGACGAACUGCACGGCAUUCACGCGAGACGACCAAUUCGCCGGGGGCAGUCUGCGAGAUACGAAUUGUACCGAGGUCAGGUUCGGAAUAUGUGUGCGACCGCCCCGAACGUGUGGCAGGCCUCGGCUGCCGAGGCACUUGGCAACCUGGAACGACAUCGGCAAGGCUGUAACCGGCAGAGUCGUCAAGGGUUUCACCUGCGAAGAAGGAUUCCAUUUGAGUGGUCCAACAGAUAUCCCAUGCCUCGAUAGCGGGGAGUUCCGGAAUCAAAUGCAGACUACGUGCCGUCAGUCCGUUUGUGGCGAACCCCCCAAAGUUGCCAACGCCUACCCUGUCCUGGUUCCUGAAGCCCGCUAUUACUGUCUUAAUGACAGUUUCGUCUUAUACGGUCCUCCGGAGAUGAACUGUGAUCCUCAGAAAUCCCAGUGGGCGACCCCUCACGUUUUAUGCGUUCGUCUGACGCUAGACACCAAACCUACCAUCAGGAGUCUCCGUGAUCGUCUGCUGCAGGGUGUGAAGCUAUAUCCCACAGCGAGCAGAGUUGGCCUCGUCCUUUUCAUCAUUAUUCUGGUUCUCUUGAAAAUUUUGCUGGCUGUUGCCGUCAUCAAUCUCGUUCGGUACUACCGGGUGGAGAAACCCAAGCUGUAUCGGAAGCACAAUAGCGGCAUCAUGCUGAACUCUAUGCAUCACGAGCUGUCGCGGGACUCAGCUCCGGGACCGGCGAGCACCGAAGAAAAUAACAACCAUCUCAGCCCAAACGCGAACCCUGAACUGGAGCUGAGUACGGGAGACGCGCAAGUGGUGACACGAUCGACGGGUUCGUCGACGCCGAAAGCUCCGCGGACGCCGAACAUGCGACUGAACGAGAGCAGCAUCAGAGAGGGCAGAACGAAUCAUUCAUUUUAGCUCCGGAGCGGUUCAGGUCAUCAUAUCGAGAUUAUGGAUCUGAUGCUCGUGGACUCUGUAGGCGACGUACUUAAGUGAUCGGCUGACACCAUUGGCGAUUUUACCAGGAAGAGUCUGCGUAAACUUCGACUGUCAGCUGAUGAGAACAAGCUUGAUUACUCGAAUAGGAAUUUAUUGUAGCUUUUUAUCCCUUGAAAAAAAAUUGUUGAUUUCAUGUGAAUCGCUGUUGUUGAAACACUACCCUCCUGCACAAGAAGAACUUGGCAGGCUUGAUUUGCAGCCACGAACUCCGUGCAUGAGGCAUCCAAUAAACGAAAGUAGUCGAUCCGUGG